Molecule: messenger RNA, 601 nt
Organism: Drosophila yakuba
Lineage: Eukaryota; Metazoa; Arthropoda; Insecta; Diptera; Drosophilidae
Exons: 2
Coding region: 131-469 (112 amino acids)
Source: RefSeq, a predicted model, not a curated record
UUCGGUUUUUCCGGGGGCAUUCGGUAAAGUCCCAACUAGAAAGAUUCAAGUGGUGAUCAUACCGGCAGUUGAGCAUUUUUGGAAUGCUGCGGAAAACAAAAGGCGUAGCCAGAAGGGAAAAACGCCAAGAAUGAAUCUCAUUUCCCGUGGCAUCGGCGGUCUGGGAAGUGGCCAACUUGGAGACUCCAACUUGGCUAAAUGGGAACUUCGCACCGUGCCACUUACAGAAAAUAUGUGCUUGUUUUUGAUCUUUGUUGUGGCGUUUUGUUAUGAAAUGAGUGAGAGGCAGCGAAGUGUACCGAACCGCACCGCACCGGCAAGAACUCAGCUGCUCGAACCACAUACCAAGAUGCCCCAUCCCUCACCCGACUCCCUUAGUCGCGGUUACCUUCUUCCCGAUCCCCGUUGGCACUCCGCUCCUGCAGUCCAGUGUCCAACUCCAGCUCCAUUUCGACACGGCAGAAAAUAAUAACUCCUUAGAUACAAAAGGAUCUUCUACCUACAGAUGGUUUAUUUUGAGAUUUUGUUAUAAUUUUCAAGUUACUGUAAGAGGAUGAACUGAGUUUUCAAACUGAAUAGGUAUCUAAAGCGUUUCUCUCAA